Molecule: messenger RNA, 822 nt
Organism: Adineta ricciae
Lineage: Eukaryota; Metazoa; Rotifera; Eurotatoria; Adinetida; Adinetidae
Source: the annotation of a GenBank genome assembly
AUGUGUUCUAUUAUGUCUGACAAAAAGAGUUCAAGCACACUGCCCGAACGAUUUCGUACUGAUAAUUUGGAGUCAAAGCGAAACAAAAUUACCCAGGAAAUUGUCCAGGAUUUUGAAGAAAAUGGUCAGUAUAAAAUGAAAAAAGUUGAGCAUGUGAAUAUUUUAAUCAUUGGACGUAUGCACUCCGGCAAAUCAACGAUCAAAGCACUGCUAGUUGAUCCGACGAGCGUUCCGAACGGAUUGACGUUGAAAUUCGGAACAAGAGAUCCACAAUUCCAAGCAUUUUAUUUAAAAGACAAGAACACUGUUAUUAAUAUUAUCGAAACACGGGGGAAGAUAUACAGUCAAUCGAAAAACAAAGAACAACGUGAGAAAUUGCGAAAAGAAUUGGUUGAAGACGCUGCUUUUCACAAAAUCGCUCCAUUCUUUAAACUCGGAAUUCUGUUUUCCGGUUCUAUAAAUCGAGAUGAUUACAACAAUGGUAUCGAAUGCGUGUACAAUCAAUAUUUUGCAGCGGUUGACUAUCGUACACAGCUGAUCGAGAAGUUCUUAAGCGUGAGAGAUCCUCUACCAAUCAAUCAGAUGCGUAUCAGUCCAGAAAGAUCCGCCAAUGAUUUGAAGAAACAAAAAGAAGAUGAAGUACUGAAUUUAAGGCAAGCGCUGGAAGAGCAAGAAUAUAUUGUCAAACAAUUUCAAAAGCAGGAGUCGGAAGAUGAACACGAGAUACGAAGGCUUACUGAAAAGUAUCGCAGAGCUAUUCUACGCGAGCAAGAAUUACGAGCACAUAUGAGUGAUAAUACAACAAACGAUCCGAGAUUUUAA